CUGUCGGCUGGUGCAGGCAGAACCAAAAGAUAUUUAAUCAGCAAUUAGAAACACCUGAGGGCAAGGGAAAUUCUACUCCAGCCUCGAGCCUCAUCUCUCAGCCCGCAGCAUGCUGCUCGGCAGAAUGGCCACGGAGGAGCGGCACCUCUCCUCCAGCUGCGGGUCCUUCAUCAAGACCGAGCCCUCCAGCCCAUCUUCUGGCAUCGACGCCAUCAGCCACCACAGCCCGAGCGGCUCCUCUGAUGCUAGCGGUGGCUAUGGCAUCACCAUGGGUGGCCACCCCAAUGGCCUAGACUCACCCCCCAUGUUCAAUGGCACGGGGAUUAAUGGUGGGUCCUGCCGUAAGCGUUACGACGACUGUGCCAGCGCCAUCAUGGAGGACUCACCCACCAAGUGCGAGUACAUGCUCAAUGCAAUCCCCAAGCGGCUGUGCCUGGUGUGUGGGGACAUUGCUUCUGGGUACCACUACGGCGUGGCUUCCUGUGAGGCAUGCAAAGCCUUCUUCAAGAGGACUAUUCAAGGGAAUAUUGAAUACAGCUGCCCGGCUACCAAUGAAUGUGAGAUCACGAAACGGAGGCGCAAAUCCUGUCAGGCCUGUCGCUUCAUGAAAUGCCUCAAAGUGGGGAUGCUAAAAGAAGGUGUUCGUCUGGAUCGAGUCCGUGGAGGCCGACAGAAAUAUAAGAGGAGACUGGAUUCUGAGAGCAGCACUUACCUGAGCUUACAGAUCCCUCCCCCAGCUAAAAAGCCAUUGACUAAGAUCGUCUCCCACUUGCUGGUGGCUGAGCCAGAGAAGAUUUAUGCCAUGCCUGAUCCAACCAUGCCAGAGAGUGACAUCAAAGCCCUGACAACCCUCUGUGACCUGGCAGACAGGGAACUGGUGGUGAUCAUUGGCUGGGCAAAGCACAUCCCAGGGUUCUCCAACCUCUCCCUUGGGGACCAGAUGAGCCUUCUUCAGAGUGCCUGGAUGGAAAUUCUCAUCCUGGGCAUUGUGUACCGCUCCCUGCCAUACGAGGACAAGCUGGUUUAUGCUGAGGACUACAUAAUGGAUGAAGAGCACUCACGUCUGACGGGGCUGCUGGAGCUCUACCUGGCCAUCCUUCAACUGGUGCGCCGCUACAAGAAGCUCAAGGUGGAAAAGGAGGAGUUUGUCACACUCAAAGCUCUGGCCCUUGCCAACUCAGACUCCAUGCACAUAGAGGACAUGGAUGCAGUGCAGAAACUCCAGGACCUUCUCCAUGAAGCCCUGCAGGACUACGAGCUGAGUCAGCGCAAUGAGGAGCCCCGGCGAGCAGGCAAGCUGCUCCUGACCUUGCCCCUCCUGCGGCAGACGGCUGCCAAAGCUGUGCAGCACUUCUACAGCAUCAAACUGCAGGGCAAGGUUCCCAUGCAUAAACUCUUCCUAGAAAUGCUAGAGGCAAAGGUCUGACAGUCCUAGCGCCAGCCGACAGUGGCCGGGGAACAAACUAGAAACAAAGAUGCAGACAACGGAGUAAUCCAAACAGCAGCAGCAGCCACCGCCGGCUUUUAUC
This is a messenger RNA of Myiozetetes cayanensis, 1529 nucleotides long. RefSeq names its product estrogen related receptor beta (gene ESRRB). Gene Ontology annotation, molecular function: zinc ion binding; DNA-binding transcription factor activity; steroid binding. Gene Ontology annotation, cellular component: nucleus. Gene Ontology annotation, biological process: regulation of DNA-templated transcription. The transcript is spliced from 7 exons. Lineage: Eukaryota; Metazoa; Chordata; Aves; Passeriformes; Tyrannidae. Bases 110 to 1426 code for a protein of 438 amino acids. The record is from RefSeq and is a predicted model, not a curated record.